This is a messenger RNA of Belonocnema kinseyi, 1448 nucleotides long. It is a transcript of the gene Tap42, whose product is annotated as immunoglobulin-binding protein 1b. Gene Ontology annotation, molecular function: protein phosphatase 2A binding. NCBI's taxonomy places the organism in Eukaryota, Metazoa, Arthropoda, Insecta, Hymenoptera, Cynipidae. Gene Ontology annotation, cellular component: cytosol. The transcript has 4 exons. The record is from RefSeq and is a predicted model, not a curated record. Bases 154 to 1242 code for a protein of 362 amino acids. Gene Ontology annotation, biological process: regulation of signal transduction; regulation of dephosphorylation.
GACCAGUGGAACCUUGCAAAAAAUUAUUAUCCAAUUAUUAUUAUUGCUGAAAAUUAUAAAAAUAUUUGCGUAAUUAAAGCAAGGCAUGAAAAAAGUUUUAGAAAAUUAGAUUCUUAAAGUCCAUUUAAAGUCAAAUUCAGUGUGAAAUCAAUCAUGGCAUCUGGAAGUGAGGAAAUAAAUCCGGGCCCAGAUCCAAUGGAUUCUGAAUCCUUGUCCGAAUUAUUUGAUAAGGCAUUUGAUUUGUUUAAUUCUAUAAAUAAAACGCAGGAACCAACAAAUAGUCACCAAGUUCAGUCUGAUGUGAAACGAGCAAUGCGUAUGUUUGAAAAUUCGACAAAAUUGGUAUCCCUCGUGGACAUGUUCAGCGAAAAUGAAGCUUUUGAAGAAGUUCCGACCGAAAAUUUGAAAUACUUCCUACUCCCAGCUCUUUUAGGCACACUCACAACAAAAAUUUGUGGCGCGGAAGAUCGAAUGCAUAUCGUAGACGUGGCCGAAAUCUACUUUGUCGAUUUUUUGAGAAGAAUGAAAAAAUACGGUUUAACAGAUAUACAUAUUCCAGAGGUAAAUCGCGACGAAAGAGAAGAAACUGCGAUUGAAAGGGUCAAAUCUAACGCCGAAAUGAUCACUGAUAUGGUUAACGCCCGGAAUACAAAAAUUCAAAGAUACACUCAGGUAAAGGAAUUAGAGGGUCGUUUGCAAACCUUGAAACAAAGUAUGGAUGAUUUAAACAUCGAUGAUGAGGCGAAAAGGGAAUACUUUGAGACCUUGCUCAAAGUUUAUAUCAAUCAAGCUAUCGAUGAGUUGGCCUCGUUGGCUGCUGAGAGGCCAAUUUUGGAACACAUGAAGAAAAUUGGCCACACCGAAAGUAAUGCCUCACACAAGCAUAAAAAUCGACCUUCUGCGCCACCUCUUCAACCCUAUAUUAUUACGCGGGAUGAUCUACAAAAGAAAGUUUAUGGUGCCGGAUAUCCCAGCCUUCCCGUUCUAACCGUUCAGGAAUUCUAUGACCAAAGAGUGAAAGACGGAGAUUGGCCUGAUCCUUCGCAACGUAAUCAAGUAAAUUCGAGAAGUCUUCAGGAUGUGGCGAAAAAUGGUGCCAAAUCUCAAGAAGAUAUUGAAGCUCAGGAGAAAGAAGAAAAGGUGGAAGCAGAUGACGAAGAAUUGUUGAAUCGGGCUCGAGCUAUGGAUGAAUAUAAAGAUGAUCAUCGACGUGGUUGGGGAAAUCGAGCUAAUCGCAGCUAAACUGGUUUUAGCUGUUUUCCGAAUUGUGUAUUAUUUUUAUUUUUAUUAUUAUUAUAAUUAUAUAUUGUUAAUGUGAAUAUAUCGCCAAUUCUUUUAUCUGCAUAAUCGUAUAUUAAUAUUAUCUAAAGGAAUUUUUGCAUUUUUUUAUAUUCAGUAUUUUUUUUAAAAUUAAAUUCAAUUGGGAAUAACAAUUUUCCUAAUUUUUA